Andrographis paniculata is the source of this 1224-nucleotide messenger RNA. RefSeq names its product carbonic anhydrase 2-like. The transcript has 9 exons. The coding region runs from base 130 to 1059 and encodes 309 amino acids. Gene Ontology annotation, molecular function: carbonate dehydratase activity; zinc ion binding. NCBI's taxonomy places the organism in Eukaryota, Viridiplantae, Streptophyta, Magnoliopsida, Lamiales, Acanthaceae. Gene Ontology annotation, biological process: carbon utilization. The record is from RefSeq and is a predicted model, not a curated record.
GCGGAGAUUACGAUGAAACAAUUCUGUUUAGGGAACAUGAUGCAUUCAGCCCUACCACUUGAGCAAUCUUUUCCCCCAAAAAUAGUAGGGCACUUCAGCUCCACUUGCUAGAAAACAAGAUCUGUUGUAAUGGCGGCUUACGGAGUGUUUCAGUCAUCGCCCCCGUCCUGUCCGUCUUCUUCGGACCUCUCUCAGAUUUCAACUAGAGCCUCCAACAUCUUCGGCUCCCAGCUGAGAUUCCUGGAAAUUGAGGCGAGUCACUUGCGAAUUUCGGGUUCUUUAAAAAGAAGUUCGACUGUAAGAGUAAAGGCAUCGAGCAGUUCUCGACAUGGAGUUCGGAAAGUUAUUGAUAGCAAGCCCAAUGUAGUAGGCUUGACCGACGAGGCAUCCAAUCAUUUCAACGAGUUGAAACUGAGGUUUCUUGGGUUCAAACAAGAUGUUUUCUUGAAAAACUUAGAUCACUACGAAAGGCUUUCCGAGGCCCAAGCACCGAAGUUCAUGGUGAUUGCUUGUGCAGACUCGCGAGUCUGUCCUUCGAGAAUCCUAGGAUUUCAACCGGGAGAAGCCUUUGUGAUCCGCAAUGUGGCGAAUCUGGUGCCACCUCACGAGAAUGGACCUUCGGAGACGAACGCUGCUCUCGAGUUUGCUGUUAACUCUCUUGAAGUCGAAAAUAUACUCGUUGUUGGUCACAGCUGCUGCGGAGGAAUUAAAGCCUUGAUGAGCAUGGAGAGCGACGACGUUACUUCAAGUAGUUUUAUUGAAAAUUGGGUGGUCGUCGGGAAGCCUGCCCGGGUGAAAACCAAGGCUGCUACUUCAAACCUCGGCUUCGAUCAGCAGUGUCGGCAUUGCGAGAAGGAGUCGAUCAACAGGUCGUUGGUGAACCUGUUGACGUAUCCGUGGAUCGAGGAAAGCGUGAUGAGGGGGAAGCUGUCGAUCCAUGGAGGUUACUAUGACUUUAUUGAUUGCAGCUUCGAGAAAUGGACACUCGACUACUGCGGGGGAAGUCGCGAUUCGGGUGACGGCGAAUACGGUACUAAAAACCGGGAACUAUGGACUUGAUUUUUGUUCAAUAGGCAGGGAAGUUUUGCUUAUUACUUAUGAACAUUGUGUUGUGUUGUGUUCCUCUUGCCUUUGAAACAUGAAAGAUUCAUUACAUCAUUUCUAUGUAAUAACUUGCUGACUAUACAGAAUGGUUGAAGAUUCGAAGGGUUUCCGUUGGUAAAA